Messenger RNA from Phodopus roborovskii (desert hamster), 586 nucleotides. RefSeq names its product claudin domain containing 2 (gene Cldnd2). Gene Ontology annotation, cellular component: plasma membrane. The transcript is spliced from 5 exons. Bases 57 to 560 code for a protein of 167 amino acids. The record is from RefSeq and is a predicted model, not a curated record. Lineage: Eukaryota; Metazoa; Chordata; Mammalia; Rodentia; Cricetidae.
CUUUCAGUCUCUCGACUCAGCCUCCUUGGUGCCAGGAUUACAGCUGCUUCCUUGGCAUGGGGGUGAAGAGGAGCCUUCAGACUGGAGGCAGUUUGCUUAAUCUCUUGACCAGCAUCCUCACAGUACUGUCCACUGCUACCAACUACUGGAUCCGACAGCCCGGGGGCCACAGUGGCCUGUGGCAGGACUGCACCCAUGGCAUCUGCUCCAACAUUCCCUGCCAGAACACCCUGGCGGUGACCGCAGCAUGCAUGGUGUUGGCAGCGACCUUCAGUAUCAUAUCUUUGGGGUUGGGGAUCAGGAUUCGGUGCCAAGAGGGCGAGUCACUGCGUAGCAAGAAUACCAUUGUCUUACUUUUUCUCAGCGGGCUGCUGUUGCUGAUUGCUUUGACGGGAUACACUGCAAAGAACGCCUGGAAGCACGAAGUCUUCUUCUCCUGGUCCUACUUUUUCGGAUGGCUGGCUUUACCCUUCUCAUUUCUUGCGGGCUUCUGCUUUCUGCUGGCGGACAUGAUCGUGCAGAGCACCGAAGCCAUCAGCGGAUUCCCAGUGUGCCUGUGAAUGCGGCCUGACUGGGGGGAAUAAAG